AUGCUGUACCGUCUCUCGUCGGUCAUCGUCGCCGGAGCGCUGGUGCUGCUCGGCUCCGUGAACGGCGCCUCGUGCGUGCCGCGCGCGCGCAGCUUCAUCUAUGUCGUGCCCGACGGCUACGGGCCGGUGUCGCAGACCAUGGCUCGAGACUACGAGAGCAUCAUGACGGGCAAGAGCACGCCAGAGCGGCCCAACUCGGCGCAGAUUGGCGUCGACGAGAUGCUUAUCGGUACGGUGCGCACUCAGGCCUCGGACAACCUCGUGACCGACUCCGCCGCGUCCGCUACGGCGUUUGCCUGCGGCAUCAAGACUUACAAUGGAGCCAUUGGUGUCGACGACGAUGGCAAGCCUGUCGCGUCGGUGCUGGAGGCGGCGCAUCUGAGCGGGUUCAAGACGGGCCUGAUCGCGACGUCGCGCAUCACGCACGCGACGCCGGCAUGCUACUGCUCGCACGUGCUGAGCCGCGACUCGGAGAAUGAGAUCGCGGCGCAGCAGAUUGGCCAGACGCACCCGUUCGGGGCGUACUUGGACCUGAUCCUCGGCGGCGGGCGGCGACAGUACUUGCCGCGGUCGGCCGGCGGGCAGCGCACCGACGGCGUGGACCUUGUGGCGUGGGCGAAGGAGAAGGGGUACCAGUACGCGGCGGACCGCGCGGCGCUUGACGCGGCCACUGUCACCGGGGGCCGGGUGCCGCUGCCGUUCCUCGGGCUAUUCGCGAGCAGCCACAUGGCGUACGAGCUGGACCGCGACGGCGCCAAGGAGCCGUCGCUGCUGGAUAUGACCAAGCUGGCGCUGGCUUCUCUCGAGGAGGCGUCCAAGGGCUCGCAGCAGGGCUACUUCAUCAUGAUCGAGGCCUCGCGCAUCGACCACGCGGGCCACUCCAACGACGGGCCGGGCCACGUCCACGACAUCCUCAUGUACAACCAAGUCAUGACGCACCUCAAGGAGCACGUCGCCGCGCACCCGGACACGCAGCUGCUGUCCGCUGCGGACCACGAGUGCGGCGGCCUGACGCUGCCGGGCCGGUGGGACCCGCGCCCCCUCGCCGCCGCGACGCGCACCAGCGAGCACCUCGUCAACCUGCUGGCCGCGUACAAGGGCGGCGACCAGCGCGGGUACUUCAAGACGGAGCUGCUCCCCCAGUACGGGCUGGCGGACGCGACGGACGCGGCGACGGACGCGCUGCUGGCGACGUACAAGGCGCGCGGCAGCACGGCGCUGGUGGUGGCGAUGGGCCAGGAGCUGGCGCGCCGCGCGGGCAUCGACUGGUCGACGACGGGCCACACGAGCGUCGACGUCAACCUGUACGGCGCGGCCAAGGCGCAGGCGGGCAUGGCGGCGGCGAUCGGGGGAAACCGCGACAACACGGAGCUGCCGCGGUACGUGGAGCGCGCGCUGGGCGUCAACAUGGCGAACGCGACGGCGAGGUUGAGGGCGCACGGGGAAGGUGCGUGGGUGCAGAGGCGGGACGAGCUGCCGGCCAUCAAGCGGGCGGCGAACCUUGCGGCGUGGAACCACAUGCACUAG
Molecule: messenger RNA, 1527 nt
Organism: Cordyceps fumosorosea ARSEF 2679
Lineage: Eukaryota; Fungi; Ascomycota; Sordariomycetes; Hypocreales; Cordycipitaceae
Product: Alkaline phosphatase-like, alpha/beta/alpha
Exons: 3
Coding region: 1-1527 (508 amino acids)
Biological process (GO): dephosphorylation
Cellular component (GO): fungal-type vacuole membrane
Molecular function (GO): alkaline phosphatase activity
Source: RefSeq, a predicted model, not a curated record